Molecule: messenger RNA, 1029 nt
Organism: Auxenochlorella protothecoides
Lineage: Eukaryota; Viridiplantae; Chlorophyta; Trebouxiophyceae; Chlorellales; Chlorellaceae
Product: Tetratricopeptide repeat protein 4-like protein
Exons: 6
Coding region: 1-1029 (342 amino acids)
Molecular function (GO): Hsp90 protein binding
Source: RefSeq, a predicted model, not a curated record
AUGGCAAUCAAGGCUAUAAUUGACGAGUCCACACCAGAGGAUCGGGCUGAGAGUUUCAAGGAGCAAGGCAACCGAGCACUGAAAACAGGCCUGCAGCAGAAGAAGAAAUUCUACUUGCGGCAGGCCAUUGAGCAAUACACUCUGGGCCUGGAGCUGCAAUGCAGCAAUGCCACGCUAGUAGCCCAGCUGUAUGGGAAUCGUGCACAUGUCAGCCUGCUGCUGGGCAACUACCGGAAUGCCCUGGAGGACGCUCGGGCCGCCCUGAAGGCGGACCCCACUUUUGUGAAGGCAUACUGGCGGGGAGCCAAGGCUGCGGCAGGGCUGCGGAGAUGGGAGGAGUGCAGAUACCUGUGUGAAGAGGGACUGGGGCUUGAUGCUGACAAUGCUGACGUGGCACGCCUCAGGCAGCGUUGCAGCGAUGAGGAACGGACAGAUGCCCAGCGUGCGGAGGAGGAGAAGCGGCGAGCUGCGGAGAAGCGAGCUCCAGCACGGCACCUCGCAACUGCGAUGCUGGAGAAGGGGUGGAGGGUGGGACGCCCUCAGUUUUCUGUAGGUAACCGUAAGCCUAGCAUCGAUGCUGACGGUGCCAUUCACUGGCCCGUCAUCUUCUUCUAUCCCGAGGCCAGCAUGCAGCAGGAUGUGAUAGAGGACUUCUCAGUAACGGACACUUUCAGGGAUCACCUUGACUGCAUGUUUGGGCCAGACGGUCCCCCACUGGAUUGGGAUGUGGCAGGCGACUAUGGCAGAAGCAAGUUGGAGGUGUACUACCUCUCGCACGCAAGCAAGGCCAUGCCAUUGGAAGCCCUCACAGAGGCCCUGUAUGGCGGGUGGCCAGAGGUCCGUGACGAGGGUCCCAGCCGCUAUGGCCCCAACGCUGCCACCUGGCAGAGGGUGGAGGAGGGCUGGACGCUGGAGCAGGCGCUGGCCAGGGCAGACCACGUGGUACCAGGGAUCCCUGUCUUCUUCAUCCUCUCGUCCUCCACGCCUUACAAAGCCAGGUUCCUGUCGGGGGACAUUCCCCUCCUGUGA